GUUUAACAAUUUGUCAAAAAAUGUACGCAAAUGCCGGAAUGAAACACAAAGUGGCAAACACUAUAUAAUAUAGGCGGUUUGCUAUUUUCAGGCUUUUUGAAAGUUGGCUAGUGAAAGUUGUAUUGAACUCUGUGCGUCUCUUUCGAAAUCUCCAACACAAUCCAAGCGAUUGCACGUAGCAUGAAUACUGAACAGCACGUGAGCCGGACGGUAGCCACAUUUCUUGCAAGAAUACACAAGUGAUUCCAAGUGAUUCCAAUUCGACUUCGACUCCACGCUGCAUAUAUGCCCUAUAAGUGGGGGCCAAGCCUUUCGGGGGAAAUGCGAUGGCAGUUAUAAAUACUUGCACACACGUCCGUCGUCCACCUGAUAUUUUCUUUGCAACAAUGUUUUCGGCCACAAAUUUAUAAAGCGACGGACGGCAAGAAAAACGUUUAUUGUACUUUUAGGAACCGCUUAACUCAUAUCUCAACGCGAUCGAAAAAUGCGUACCGCAUACCUUGUCGUUCUCAUAUGCACUUCCUGCAUCUGCGUUUGUGCUGGAGAUAGCUAUUCCGGGGAUAUCCAGAACUCGAACUCAUUGGAUUUCGGCAACGACAGUGGGGGCUACAGCUACAGCUCCCCACCCAGCAACAGUUACCUACCUCCAGCCACUCCUGCUCCGGAGUACCUGCCUCCGCCGAACAAUGGAUACCAGUACAAUCCGCCGCCAAACAACAACUACCUGCCACCGCCCAACAACAACUAUCUGCCUCCUCCGCCGGAAUAUGGACCGCCAGCUGGCUAUCCUUCCUAUGGACCACCACCUCCUCCCUUUUAUAAGCCAGCUCCAUUCAUUCCCUACCAGUCGCACGAAUCCAUUCUGGAGAAGCUAAAGUCCAAGAUCAACUUGUAUACGCUCGGAAAGAUAUUGCUCAAGCUGUUGAUAUUCAAGAAAAUCGUCAAGUUCAUCGGCUUGAUUUUCCUGCUCUUGGUGCUGCCGAAGCUGAAAAACAUUUUCAAGGAUGAUAUGAUGUCUGGAUCGGGUGAGAGCGAUGGAAUGGAAAGCAAACUUGUAGAAACCGAUAAGGAUAAAUUAGCGCAACAAAUAGAAGACCUCUACGAUUUUGUAAUAAAUUCUAUAGAAAAUUUUGAAGGAAGAAGUUCGUAGACCAAUACCAAAAUUAGUUAUAAAUGCAUUGUUACAAAUUGUAUUACACUUGAUUAUUUAUUUGUUAAAAUCUUAUGAAUAAAAGUAUGUCGUAUUGUA
This is a messenger RNA of Drosophila yakuba, 1249 nucleotides long. RefSeq lists its product as uncharacterized. The transcript is spliced from 3 exons. The coding region runs from base 485 to 1150 and encodes 221 amino acids. The record is from RefSeq and is a predicted model, not a curated record. NCBI's taxonomy places the organism in Eukaryota, Metazoa, Arthropoda, Insecta, Diptera, Drosophilidae.